Acinonyx jubatus (cheetah) is the source of this 1299-nucleotide messenger RNA. Its product is annotated as HLA class II histocompatibility antigen, DP beta 1 chain. The transcript has 5 exons. Gene Ontology annotation, molecular function: MHC class II protein complex binding. Gene Ontology annotation, biological process: antigen processing and presentation of exogenous peptide antigen via MHC class II; peptide antigen assembly with MHC class II protein complex; immune response. Gene Ontology annotation, cellular component: MHC class II protein complex; membrane. Bases 77 to 838 code for a protein of 253 amino acids. The record is from RefSeq and is a predicted model, not a curated record. NCBI's taxonomy places the organism in Eukaryota, Metazoa, Chordata, Mammalia, Carnivora, Felidae.
UCUCUGAUAUCCCAUUGAGUGAGAACUGCUCUGACUGCAAAUAUCUCAGCCCCCAUCCUUUCUCCCAGGCUCCAGGAUGGUGGUCCUGAGGGUCCCUGGGGCCCCGGGGAUGGCAGCUCUCAUGAUGUCCUUGAUGACGCUGAGCUCCCCUUUGGUUCAGAGCAGAGACACCCCAGAGCUUUACCUCUACCAGAGGCGGAGUGUCUGCUACGAGUUGAACGGGACACACCGCUUCCUGGAACAAUACGUGUACAACAGAGAGCUGUUCGUCCAGUUUGACAGUGACAGCGCCGAGGGGGUGUUUGUGGCGGAGUCUGAGCUGGGCCGCGAAACUGCCAAGAACUGGAACAUCCAGAAGGAGUUCCCGGAGCUGAGACGGAGCGCCGUGGACACGGUGUGCAAGCACAACUUCAAGCUGGACGAGGGUUUCACGCUGCAGUGCAGAGUCCAGCCUAACGUGAACGUCUCCCCCUCCAAGAAGGGGCACCUGCAGCACCACAACCUGCUUGUUUGCCAUGUGUCAGAUUUCUAUCCCGGCCACAUUCAAGUCCGCUGGUUUCUGAAUGGACAGGAGGAAACAGCUGGGGUUUUAUCCACUAACCCGAUCCAUAAUGGAGACUGGACCUUCCAGAUGCUGGUGAUGCUGGAAAUGACCCCCCAGGAGGGAGAUGUCUACACCUGCCAGGUGGAGCACCCCAGCCUGGACAGUCCUGUCACCGUGGAGUGGAAGGCGCAGUCUGAUUCUGCCCGGAGCAAGAUGCUGGCUGGAGUCGGAGGCUUCGUGCUAGGGCUCGUGGCCCUCGGAGUGAGCCUCCUUCUCCGUUUUAGAAGCCGGUGAGGACUCCGGAAUUGAUCUCAACUAUCACACGUAGCCUUGGAACAAGUGAUUCUGAUACUCCUGUUGUCCAGCAAUCCCCCACUUCCAGAAAGGAUAUUAUGGCUAAAUUGUGCCCCUGACACCAGUUUCUGAGUGUCUGCAUUUUAAUUCAAUGUGCUUACUCUUUCUCAAGUUCUUCCAGUCUAUUGAGGGACCUUUCCUGAGGAACAUAAACCAUCUAAAUCGAAUACUGUUGUUCUUUCUUUUUGAGAGGAAGGAGAUGAUCAUGUGGCCAUGUUUAUGGUUGAAGGAUUUGGUGAUCACUGGACAGGUCAUUGUUGUUUUACCCAGGCAUGGAGAAAUAAUACACUUCUUGAUGGUGAUCGAUUCUCCUUGUUGAAUAAGAGGCCAACUGAUAGAGGACCUCCUAAAAUUCGCUUUACUUCAUUGUGGAUGACCAAAUUCAUUCUGCAUUUUUACUA